AUGGGUGACAAAGGCAGAGCCGCCGCCGCCGCUGGACCGGGAAGGGCCGGCGCCGUGGGAUCCCGCUCCGAUACCGGAGGAUUCCACCCCGGCGCCGGCGACGGCGACGCCGUAUCUCGGCUCACGACCUCCGGCUUCUCCGAAUUGGGCAGCAAUGCCCGCUGGUCGACUUUGGACCCUGCAGUAAAUGAGAGGUUGAUGAAGGCGAUGCAGGAUACCAAAUCCCAGUGGCAAGGGUUCCCUGCUCAGCAACAGCAAGAGCAGGAGUUCCGUCAGGCUUUCAACUUCCAUCAGUCUGAUCGCCAUAGACAGGAACAGAAUACUGCAAAGGCCCCUCAGGUUGGAUAUCCCUCGCUUUUCCCGCCCUCCAACCCUCAAGGACAGCAGCAAACAUCGGCGACAUUGUUGACCCGUCAAGGCGGCGGCAAUCAAGCAAACAGCGCUGCAUCUACUCCUAUCAACGCAAGGGUUAAGGAGUUGCUGGCUGCUCAACGGGAGCAUCUCCUAGCUGCAGUAGAGAUUGACCACCAACUGCGCGAAAUCUGGCUGAAGCAGCAGGCUAGUGGUAACAAGGAUGGAGUGUAG
Molecule: messenger RNA, 585 nt
Organism: Colletotrichum higginsianum IMI 349063
Lineage: Eukaryota; Fungi; Ascomycota; Sordariomycetes; Glomerellales; Glomerellaceae
Exons: 1
Coding region: 1-585 (194 amino acids)
Source: RefSeq, a predicted model, not a curated record